Messenger RNA from Hevea brasiliensis (rubber tree), 1910 nucleotides. RefSeq names its product EID1-like F-box protein 2. NCBI's taxonomy places the organism in Eukaryota, Viridiplantae, Streptophyta, Magnoliopsida, Malpighiales, Euphorbiaceae. The record is from RefSeq and is a predicted model, not a curated record. The transcript is spliced from 3 exons. The coding region runs from base 808 to 1548 and encodes 246 amino acids.
UCUUUUUUCCUUUAAUAUGGAACCGGAGGCCUCCUCUGCAAUUUCUCGAGCACCCAUCUCUCUGCGCUUGCUCUCUUUGUAUCCAUCCGAAGCGUAUUAUCUUUUCCUUUUGGACGAAAAUAUCCUUCUGAGGAAGCAAAAGUCUAUACCUUUUGAUUUUUUUGCAUGCAAGUAUUUAUCUUUGAAUUUUAUUUUGGAUUUUUUUAGUUGAUAAAAUGCUAAUCUGUUUUCAUUUUCUUUCAAGCAGAGAUUUUCUUUUUUUUUUUUUUAAGGUUUUUUGACGUCAUGAGAAGAGGAUACUUUUCUUUUCUGAGGUGAGAAAUUGGGUCUUCAUUUCGAAGAAAUUACGAUCCAGCCUAGUAUUAGUUUAUUUGUUCUUGUUUUUUCAGUUGAUUUUGAUGUGUGUUAGGGUUUUGUCGAAUUUUCAUUUUGAAUGCUGAUUUCAAGCAAUCUAGUGAAUGCUUGAUGUGGGUUUGUUUUGGAUUUAGUGACUAUCAAAUUUGUAAUGGGUUUUGUUAAAAUGCCUUGAAGUUUGAUAAGUGGGGUGAUGUUGGAUCUGAAUUUUAGGCAGUAACUGACAUGCAGUGAAAAAUCUUCCAAACCUGUUUUUGUGAUUGGGUUGCUUGGAUGCUGGGAUUUAGAGAAACUUUCAAUGCUUUGAAUGGAUACUAGGCGCUAGUAGUGCUGCUUUUAUUUGGAGCUGCUGCCUUCUUUUUUUCUUUCCUUUUUUUUUCUUCUGUUCCUCAAAACAAAUAAAGAAAAGGAAAAACGAAUGGCUACUAGUUUUUUACCUAAAAGGUGGGGACCAUGAUUUUAACGAAGCAAUAUCGUUGCAUACACUCGUCAAGCUGUCAAUGCACAAAAGGGCAUCUAAGCGAAGAUGUGAUUUUUUUAGUGUUUCAACAGCUGAACUGGAACCCUAAAUUGGUUGCCACCUUGUCCUGUGUAUGUAAAUGGUUUGAUGAUUUGGCGAGUGCUAUGGAAAGAGUUUUGCGAGCAAGGGCUCCAAAAAUGAUGCUGGACCUGCAAUCUAGUGGAAGUCACAGUGUUGAUGGGAAUUGGAGAGCACUUGGAAAGUUGCUUAUUUACUGCUCAGGAUGUAGCAAGGGUGGCCUGUUCAAUAGCAUUCAUAUACCUGGUCAUUUUGUUUAUAGGACUCGGUUUUCUAGGACUUCAGGGAAGAGCUUUCUUUUGCCACAAUGCAGAACAGAUGUUUUGUAUGUCUCUGACCCUUGUGAACAUCUUGACCAGGGGGAAGAAGGUGAUGUUGGUUUUUUCCGUGGAAUUUUCAAGUCAUUCUCCAUGUCAAAGGUUCGGAAGAUGCUGAUUAAAAGGAGGGCCCAGCUUCAUCCAACAGAGGUGUGCCCUUAUUGCAAGGCAAAGUUGUGGAGCAUGCUGCAAGCCAAAAUGAUACCACAGAGUGCCAGCUGCAGGUUGGGUGCCUAUGAAGAUUGUGUCGAGUAUUAUGUGUGCCUCAAUGGACAUGUGCUUGGAGUCUGCACUCUUUUACCCUUGUCUGAUUCAGAAGAGGCAUCCGAGUUGGAGUGAUAGUUGGCAUAGAAACCAGUUCGCUUUAUUUUUGGCAUGGAUUUUGCUUCUUGUGGAAUUGACAAAUGUGGACGAGACAUGUGAUAGGCUUUUGGAGCUUUGCUGAAGCUGAAACCAUCACAAUCUCAUCUGAAGGAAACUACACUGCUUCCCAGUCAUACGCUGGCUAAAUGUUUCAUAGUGAAUGGAUUGGAGCUUUUUCUGACCAUCUUGUUUUAAUCAUCUAUUAAUUACUGUGAGCAUGUAGUACCGUGUACAUGUUAAGUGUGCGCCCACAUAUAAUUUACAUAUCUGGAUAACAGAUUGGUAUCUGCGAUAAUUCACUAUCUGUUUAUGAUUAAUCAGUUGCUUUACCUUGUUUA